Messenger RNA from Acanthopagrus latus (yellowfin seabream), 1607 nucleotides. RefSeq names its product cilia- and flagella-associated protein 157-like. The record is from RefSeq and is a predicted model, not a curated record. NCBI's taxonomy places the organism in Eukaryota, Metazoa, Chordata, Actinopteri, Spariformes, Sparidae. The coding region runs from base 104 to 1507 and encodes 467 amino acids. Gene Ontology annotation, cellular component: ciliary basal body; cilium. Gene Ontology annotation, molecular function: microtubule binding. The transcript has 9 exons.
GGACGGGCUUCCGUAGCGUUGCUUAGCAACAGCGCAGUGUAUUUGUAGUUUCCCUCCGCCAACCCUCAGCGUAACUAAACUUUAGCUAACUCUGUCUGACACGAUGCCCAAAAUGAAGGAUAAGAAAAGCGAGAACAAAGAAGAUGAAGACAAGAAAACAUCACAGAAGGACAGCUCCGUGACGGAUGCGGACAGUGAGAAGGCUUUCUACCUGACUCAAAUACGAUAUCUGGACGAGCAGUUGGAGAGAUAUCAGCUGAAAUGUGAUCAACUAGAGAGGCAGAAGAACGACUUGAACUCUAAGUACAAUGCACUCGAGACGCAGAAAAAGGACAUCGUUGAGUUCCUGAAACACUCCCUGCUUGGAAAGGAGGAGGAAGUGGACGAGCUGACAGAGCGCCUGGAGAGUCAGCAGCAGGCUGCCAGUAAUGAAAGAGAGGCCCUGCAGCUGCAGCAUAGUCAGCUGAAGGAAGAGCUUCUAAACAGGAUUGAAGAACUCACCACAGAAAACGAGGCUCUUGUGGCAAGGCUUGCAGUUCUGGAGGAGCAUCAGAAGAGCUCAGAGCAGCUGACAGCCAACAUAGAGUCUUUGGAGAAGGAGCUGGCUUGUCAGAAGGAGGAACACAAAGCUGAAAUACACAACCAGGAAAUGAGAGUACUCCAGGAAAAGUGGAGGUUGGAGAAGGACUUGGCAGCAGAAGUGCAGCAGCAGGUGGAGCAGAAGAUCCCGGAGAUGACCAGGUUAACCCUGCAGGAGAACACGGAGGUUAGGGCUCAGUUCAGCAAGCUGUCAGAGCAGGCACUGGUCAUGAUCAAGGAGAACUCUACCCUGAGGGAACAAAAGAAUCAGCUCAGACUGGAUGUGGACAGCCUGGAGGAAAUGCUCAGCAAGACAUCCCACCAGAGCUGCAUCAGUAAGAAGUUGGUGCAGCAGCUUACAGAGAAGUGCCAGCAGCUGCAGGAGGAGCUGAAAGACUGUAGGCAAGAACUCAAGCAGUUUCAGACUGAACGCACAGCAGCCCUGGCUGAGAUGGAGGUGCUCAGGCAGGGCCGGGCCUCGCUGUUUGAGCAGUGCAGUAAAACCAGAGCUGAGGAGAGUCGACUGGAGGCGGAGCUACAGGAAGAGAGGAGGAGGAUGAGCAGGAUGAAGAGCAUGAUGCAGGACACAGCUGUAACCCUCAAAUAUGUCCUGAUGGAGGCACCGACCAUGCAAGAGUGGAAGCAGCUGAUCCAGAAGCUGCUGGUGGAAAACUACACCACAGAGAACGACCAACUGAACGAGCAGCUCUCUGAUCUUGCAGCAGCUCGAGAAGGGACCCUGAAUCCAGCUUCUGAUCUGGGAGUUCUACCCCCUCCCACACUGAAACAGAAAGACGUACUCUCCGGAACAGGAGCUGGGUCCAACAGCACCCAUGUGCCUCUGCACAGGAAGCCCUCCAGUCAGAAAACAUCCAACGCCAAUAACCCAAAUGAUUCAGCACUUAAAUUUCUGACCCAAAGAAAGUAAUUCACUAAACCAAAAUAACAGAAACUAAACUCAUUUCCUCCUUUCUCCUGCUUGUGAUCGAGAAAACCCUUCAUAUUAAAGAGGAUACACAUUGUUGAUA